Messenger RNA from Suillus discolor, 530 nucleotides. RefSeq lists its product as uncharacterized. NCBI's taxonomy places the organism in Eukaryota, Fungi, Basidiomycota, Agaricomycetes, Boletales, Suillaceae. The coding region runs from base 1 to 327 and encodes 108 amino acids. The transcript is spliced from 4 exons. The record is from RefSeq and is a predicted model, not a curated record.
AUGUCAAAUCCCUGUCGUUUCCCUUCGUUGCCAUUGGCCAGGAUUGCUCAGCUGGUGCCUCGUUCACGUUGGAUGCUGUGGAGCCUGAGCUGGAAUUGGUGCGAAGACGUUUGCCCCCUCCCCACUGUUUCCUUCUCCAAGAUAACGAGCGUUGAUGCCACCAAAUCAAGAGCAUUGCGAGACAAUACUUGGCUCCAUCUCGCGUGUCACAGGACACAAGAAUUUGACGAACCCUUUAAGUCGGCCUUUCUCAUGCGCGAUGAGCCACUUUCGCUCAACUCGAUGAAUACAAACGAAAGGCCACGGCGCAGAUCAGCUCUUCUUUGAUGCUCCAAGGCAAGGACAGUGGGAAUGAGUGUGAUGACUAGCGGCGGGACCCCGGUGUGUGCGUGCAUGAUAGCAUUGGUGUCGGGAUAGCAGGCAGGGCGGAGGCGGGCAUGGGCGCAGCGAUACCACUACCUAACCAUAGCGAUACCUAUGGAUACAUCAUUCAAUGGCAUUAGAUACCUCCCAAAUGGAACAUUUUCAGC